Molecule: messenger RNA, 892 nt
Organism: Tinamus guttatus (white-throated tinamou)
Lineage: Eukaryota; Metazoa; Chordata; Aves; Tinamiformes; Tinamidae
Source: RefSeq, a predicted model, not a curated record
UUGCAGCACACUGGUGCCAUCUGAUGAAGUGACUGUUCAUUACAGAUAUGGUCUUCCUGUGGUAACUCUUACUUUGCCCACAAGAGGAGAGCGCUGUCAGUUUACUAUCAAGCCAAUGGUAGUAACAGUUGGAGCAUUUCUGCAGGAUGUUGAGAGAGAAGAUAAAGGAAUUGAGAAGGCAGAAGUCUUUGCAAGAGAUGGUAGCAAGGUCUCUGAUGCAACCUUGAUGGAAGUCUUACUGAUGAAUGAUUUUAAACUUGUUAUUAACAGCAAAACGUACAGUGUGUCAUCUCCUAAAAAAGGUAAGCUGAGCAGUGAGCAUGCUACUGAAAUGGAAGAUAUCAAAUCCUUGGUUCACAGACUGUUUGUGGCUAUACACAUAGAAGAUCACCAGGUCAGGAAAGAGAGAGAAUUACUACAGAAACUGGAAUAUUUGAAAGAACAGCUGCUGCCUCUUGAACAGAUGAAAGACAGAAUCGCAGACAGUGCAGAUGCAAAGACCUCCAGGCUUCUCUGGGUGGGCUUAGCUCUGAUGUCAACACAAGGGGGAGCCUUGGCGUGGCUCACAUGGUGGGUCUAUUCCUGGGAUAUCAUGGAGCCAGUCACCUACUUCAUCACUUAUGGGAGUGCCAUGGCUUUUUAUGCUUAUUUUGUUCUAACUAAACAGGACUACAUUUACCCACAUGCUAAAGACAGACAGUUCCUCCACUACUUCUAUCGGAAAUCCAAAAGCCAGCGGUUCAACGUGCAACAAUACAAUAAGCUAAAAGAAGACCUAGCAGAGGCUGAGGAGUCGCUGAGGCGUCUGCGCCAACCACUGCAGCUGAGGCUUCCAAUCCAGCAAAUCAAUGACAAGGAUUGAUUUUUUUUUCCUAUAAAUAACUGUUUUGUC